Megalopta genalis is the source of this 517-nucleotide messenger RNA. RefSeq lists its product as uncharacterized. NCBI's taxonomy places the organism in Eukaryota, Metazoa, Arthropoda, Insecta, Hymenoptera, Halictidae. The record is from RefSeq and is a predicted model, not a curated record. Gene Ontology annotation, biological process: sleep; positive regulation of voltage-gated potassium channel activity; regulation of synaptic transmission, cholinergic.
UAUCCGCAUAGCAUUUGGACGCAUCGUUUAUUAAUCUUAUGCGUGCCGACAAUUAUUAGAAAAUGAAGGAUAACAUCGAAAAAUAAAUGCAAACGGAAUAAUGCGGAUAAAAUUAAACACUCUACAAGUAUUAUUGUUCCUCUUCAUUUUUCAAGCAGACUCGAAAGCAAUCAAAUGUUACCAAUGCAAUAGUAGGAAGGACGAUGACUGCACGCAGAACAAAGUAGAUAUUAAAUAUUUGAAACCGUGUCCACUGUCGCAUCGAUAUUGUCGCAAAGCCAUUUCCAUAUAUUAUUUUAUGGAGUCUCGGGAAUACAUAACAGUACGCGAGUGCGCAAGAUGGCGGAACACCGACAAACCGUGUUACAGGGGUCGUUAUUCGCGCGACAGUUAUCAACUUGUUUGCGAAUGUUACGGGACAGGGUGCAAUCGAUCUGCGAGGCAUUUCUCGAACAUGAGCAUAUUCCUUUACGUCCUGUGCCAACUGGUAAUCCUCCUGGGCCUAAGUCCUACGUGA